Molecule: messenger RNA, 441 nt
Organism: Adineta ricciae
Lineage: Eukaryota; Metazoa; Rotifera; Eurotatoria; Adinetida; Adinetidae
Source: the annotation of a GenBank genome assembly
AUGGCUAAUACUUCCGACGAAAUGCGACAAUACCGCGAGGCAUUUUCUUUGUUCGACAAAGAUCAUGAUGAUAUCAUAGCACCUCAAGAAUUAGGUGUUGUUCUUCGUUCAUGUGGUUUAUCGCCAUCGGAAGCUGAUUUACAAAAGAUUCAGCAACAAGUCGGCCGGAAAAUUGAUUUCAACACUUUCGUUCGUGUUGCUCAGGAUUUCAGAGCAAAUCAUCGAGAAACAGAAGAUGAUAUUCGUGAAGCAUUUCGAGUGUUUGACAAAGAUGGAACUGGUUAUGUUAGUGUAUCGGAACUGAAACACGCGAUGAUCUCAUUAGGUGAACGACUUUCGGAAGAAGAAGUUGACGAAUUGAUUCGCGAAGCAGAUAUCGAUGCUGACGGCCGAUGUAACUGUGAAGAUCUCGUUCGAAUUUUGACCAAUAAACAACGUUGA